GAUUUAGGAUACAUUUAAACAAUUAAUUUCCCGUAAAGUGUAAUGAAAAAUAGUACAGUUUUAUAUAAUUUCAUUCGAUUAGAAUGACGAGUACAAAAUCACAUACAAAUUAUGAACGUUUUGGACAAUUUAAUGAACCGAUCGCAAGUACAAAUACGGAUUAUCAUGCAACGGAUUUUGAAGAAACACCAAAUGAAAGUGGUGUUAUGAUACAUGUGGUCGACACAAACAAAGCAAGAUGGAAUCACAUAGAAGAUUUAGAUUCAUUCUUUUCGAGAAUGUAUUAUUAUCAUCAAAAACAUGGUUUUAUGUGUAUGAUGUUAGAAGAAGUCUUUGAAUUAGGACAAUUUAUAUUCGUUGUAUUCUUUUCAACAUUUUUAUUUCAUGGCGUUAAUUAUGCAAUUUUAUUUAAGAAUAAAGUAGUAAGCGAUUCAAAAGUAACAUUAGACGAUAUUAUUUUACCGUUUGACGAAUGUGUUGGUGAUUUUGGAGCAUUUACAUGGAUAUGUUUAAUUUUUGCAUUAUUAGUAUGGGCGUUACGUUCAAUCAAAGUUAUUUAUCAUGUUUUCCAAUUUUGGGAUAUUAAAUUAUUUUUUAAUACUGCAUUAAAAAUCGAUGAUAGUGAAUUGGAUAAUUUAACAUGGCACGAAGUACAAAAACGUGUCCGUGAAGUUCAAAAAGAACAACAAAUGUGUAUACAUAAACGUGAUUUAUCUGAAUUAGAUAUUUAUCAUCGAAUAUUACGAUUUAAAAAUUAUUUAAUUGCAAUGAUUAAUAAAAAUCUGUUACCAAUCAAAUUAAAUGUACCAUUUCUAAACACAGAAAUUGUUUUUAUUACACGCGGUUUACGUUAUAAUUUAGAAUUAUUAUUAUUUUGGGGUCCAUGGUCACCAUUUGAAAAUAAUUGGCAUUUAAAAGAAGAUUAUAAAAAAAUAGCUAAACGACAUGAAUUAGCAGAAGUAUUUGCAAAGCACAUAUUAUGGAUUGGUGUUGCAAAUUUAGUUCUGUGUCCAUUAAUAAUGGUUUGGCAAAUAUUAUAUUCAUUUUUUAAUAAUGCAGAAGUUAUAAAACGAGAACCAGGUAUUUUGGGUUCCUAUCGAUGGUCGUUAUAUGGUCGAUUAUAUUUACGACACUUUAACGAGUUAGAUCAUGAGUUAAAUGCUCGAUUAACAAGAGCAUACCGACCUGCUUCCAAGUAUAUGAAAAGUUUCAGUUCACCGUUAAUGACAAUUAUUGCUAGAAAUAUAGGUUUUAUCUGUGGUUCAAUUUUGGCUGUGUUAGUACUUUUAACAAUUUAUGAUGAAGAUGUAUUAAGUGUGGAACAUGUGAUCAUGUUAAUGACAGCCCUAGGGGCUAUUUUAGGCGCAUGUAGCUCAUUAAUUCCAGAUGAAAAUUUAGUACGAUGCCCUGAAACAUUAUUAAAAUCAGUGUUAGCACAUGUACAUUAUUUUCCUGAUCAUUGGCGUGGACAAGCGCAUACACAACGUGUUCGAUAUGAAUUUUCACAAUUAUUUCAAUAUAAAGCGUUGUAUCUUCUUGAAGAAUUAUUGUCUCCCGUUGUUACACCGUACAUUUUAAUAUUUAAAGUUCGAGCACGCGCACUAGAUAUUGUUGACUUUUAUCGUAAUUUUACUGUUGCUGUUAUUGGUGUCGGUGAUGUGUGUAGUUUUGCUCAAAUGGAUGUACGAAAACAUGGUCAUCCUGAUUGGCAAGCUGGAUCUCGUGGUGGAAAUGGUGAACACGUUGAGGCUGUGGAACCAAUUACAACCAAUCAGUACACACAAGCGGAAGAUGGAAAAACAGAAUUAUCAUUAAUACAUUUUACAUUAACAAAUCCUAAUUGGAAAAUGCCAUCUGGUGCUCAAAACUUUGUACAAACAUUAAAAAAGAAUGCUGUGCGUGAUUUAAAUACAAAUUGUCUGGUAGAUAAUCCAGUGUAUAACAGUCUAUUGUCGGUGUCCAGUUUAGGAGGUGGUUACCAAUGUUUGAUGCAAGGUUUAUUCAAUAGUACAAUGUUGAAUAAUACCAGUGUGCAUCCUAGUUCGGCGGGUGUUGGACCACAAAACAUGUACAAUAUUGGUACACAACAGUCACCAAACUUUGGUGAUAUUGGUGGUGGUGGUGGGGCUAUGUACAGUGGUACAACAAAUACUCAUGAUAACCAAGAAUUACCUGUGAUAACUGAUGUAAAUGCUGAUAGUCCAAGUAUUGUGAUGCGUGGUGGGAUUAAUCGUGCUGAAGGACCAUUAUUUUCAGAACGAGGACUAUUAUACAGUUUACAUCAAAAUGUAACAAAUGCUCCAAGUAUGGGAGCGUCUAUGUUUGGUGUUCAUGCUCCACAAUAUUUAGGAAUUGAACAACAACAAAUUGAAAAUCCAUAUUUAGAAUUUACAGCAGCUGAUAUGAGUUUAAGUACAAUGUAUCUACAUGAAUUACAUCAUAGACAAAUACGAAGACGUGGCGUCCAACCAGAUGUAACACAAAGAUCAUUAUGGCAACGACCUCAUCAACAAGGGGAUACACCAGCAAUAAUAAUACAAGGAAGUCAAUCAGUGAAUGUUGCCGAGAACACACCAUUAUUAAAUAAACAUAGAUGAGAACAAAUUAAUUUAAUUAUCUAGUCAUAGCGUAUACAGUGAUAAUUGUAUACUGGAAAAGUUUGGAAAAUUUUUAUGACAAUACCUGUAUAAAAAAAAAAAACAAA
Molecule: messenger RNA, 2704 nt
Organism: Chrysoperla carnea
Lineage: Eukaryota; Metazoa; Arthropoda; Insecta; Neuroptera; Chrysopidae
Gene: Atg9
Product: autophagy-related protein 9A
Exons: 12
Coding region: 84-2597 (837 amino acids)
Biological process (GO): autophagy of mitochondrion; protein localization to phagophore assembly site
Cellular component (GO): autophagosome; phagophore assembly site
Source: RefSeq, a predicted model, not a curated record